Molecule: messenger RNA, 711 nt
Organism: Solanum verrucosum
Lineage: Eukaryota; Viridiplantae; Streptophyta; Magnoliopsida; Solanales; Solanaceae
Exons: 1
Coding region: 1-471 (156 amino acids)
Source: RefSeq, a predicted model, not a curated record
AUGCGUACCAAAGCAGGUGCUUCCAUGGCAAAAUCAUUCGAUGCCCAGAAGUAUCUGAAGAGAGUCGGAUUAGGGAAAGAAGAUUAUCACUUCUGGAAGCAAGUGGGAAAGGCUUUGCUCUGUACUUACACUCUGUUUGGUGUGGCGUGGGUGUGGAAUGAAACUUCGCCGCUUGGUUGGUGGACCUUAAAGCCACGGCCAAAGGAAGAAAAAGAAUUAGCACAUCUUUACGAACGCCGGAAAUUUCCAUAUCCAGGUGACGACAAGGCCAUGGAAGAAUUCGUUGCCAAAGGUGGGAUGAUUGGGACUACCAUUGGUCCCAAGGGAAUCAUUGAAUCUGAUAAAGAUUCAUACAAUUAUCAGAAAGCAUUGCAGGAUAAGAAAGUUGACCAAGAAGCCUUCAAGCUAUGGACAAGGAUGAGGAAUGAGGUCAUUUCUGAGCUUCAAGAGAAAGGUUUUGAUGUAGAGUGAGUGAAUAUAGUUAAUUACUGUUAAUCGGAUUUGCUUCUCUCAUGCUUAUACCUUAAUUGCGCAUUUUGUGCCUUGCAAAUUUACUAUGUAUUAUGUAUUUUGUAGUUGGAUGUUUAAUGUGGGCAAUUAUGGAAUAAGGUUUUAACUAUUUUAGCUCAAUCAAGUGCUAUCUCGGAUGUGGUGGACCUUUGCUGUUUAUCCUACUUUAAUUUGCAGAAUGUGAUAUCAUCUGUUGUUUAA